Prorocentrum cordatum is the source of this 1077-nucleotide messenger RNA. The record is from the annotation of a GenBank genome assembly. Lineage: Eukaryota; Dinophyceae; Prorocentrales; Prorocentraceae.
AUGAGGAGGAUGAUCGACGAUGGCAUAGAGCCCGGGGUCUUGUCCUUCGGCGCUGUGAUCGACGUGUUCGCGAAGGCCGGCAAGGUGAAUUCGGCGCAGGCGUGGUUCGAGGAGAUGUUGAGGUUCGGCGUGCGCCCUGAUACAGUAAUUUUCAACGCUCUCAUCAACGCCUGCGCAAAAGUAUCGGAUCCAGACAAGGCGGAGUUUUGGCUAAUGCAGAUGAAGGAAGCCAACGUGAUGCCCGACGAGAAGACAUACAAUAGCGUCAUCAACGCGUGCGCUAAGCUGGGCCUCGUGGAUCGAGCCGAGCAUUGGUUCGGUCAGAUGGUUCAGAACGGCAUCAAGCUCGACACUAUCGGAUUUGCAGCUGUCAUCCAUGCCUGUGCAAAAGUUGGUGAUGUGGACAGGGCAGAGAAAUGGUUCAUGGAGAUGCGUCGCAACAGGAUCGCUCCGAAUCUCGUGUGCUUCAACACCAUGCUGCAUGCGUGCGCGCAGAAGGGCGACUCCUAUACAGCUGAAGUGUGGUUCCGCAAGCUGAGGUCCAUGGGCUUCGAGCCAAAUAAGAUCUCGUUCAACAGCCUGCUCAACGCCUCCGUGAAGCAGGGGAACAUUCCGCAGGUGCAGCAUUGGCUGGAGAUGAUGGUAUGCAGCGGGAUCCACCCUGACGGCGUGACCUUCUGGACCUUGGCCCGCGCUUUCUCUCCGCCGGGUGUGGAUGUGGACUCGAGGACUGGCGACAGCCAGGUCCUGGCCUGCAGCGCGAUCAUCGAGGCGUACAGCAAGGCUGGAGACCUUGACGGUGCCAGGUACUGGGUCGAUCAGCGCACCAGGGCGCGCCGUGAUGGCGGGACCACGCUGGAGUCGCCCGUGGACCCGACGCCGAGCGAUGCCCGCCAGCCCACCCGAGCCCGCGAGCCCUCACAGUACGUGGCGCGCCCCUGGCUCGGCGCCCCAGAGGUUGCGUUGCCCGAGCCCUGUGCCGACGCCUGCGCCGACUCCUACGCUGCGGGCGCUGUCGCGGGCUGCUACCCCGGUGCGCCGUCGCAGCCCCCCGCACCGCCGGCCGCCUGGCUCUAG